GCGGGGGCGUUUCGGUAUUCUGGGUAAAAACGGAAAGCCCAAAAAAUUCACAGCUGGGGAAAAAAGAAAAAGCCAUAGAAGUGUGGAAAUGAAACCCAAAUAGGCCAAAAGUAGAAACCAUCGGGAUCAGGAUGAGUGCUGACGGACAGGCCAAUCUGCUGCGGGUGCUCAUCAACUGUGCGGAGAAGGCGGCCAAUAUCGCCAGGACGUGUCGCUCCAACGAGGAACUCCUUGGGUUGCUGGUGCAGGAAAAGCAGGGAUCGGAGGCCAACGAGCGGUUCGAACAUGACUUCAAGACCCUGGCCGAUGUCCUCAUCCAGGAGACAAUUAAGCACGAAGUGGGAUCGUUCUUUCCGGCCAUGCAGGAUGCGAUCCUGGGCGAGGAGUCUCCGAACUUCACCAACAAACUGGGCGAAAGUGUCACAAUUGCAGUGGGAUCGAGCGAGGAGGACACCGCCUCCAGUCUGCUGGCCGUGCUCAGUGGCCACGAAGGAGCUGCCAGUGCCUUGGCCAAAGAAGUCCAUCGGGAGGUCAAUUUCACCAGCGAAAAGCUGGGCGAGAUCCCUCAACUACCGGACGAUCUCGACCACGACAAUCUGGGCAUCUGGAUCGAUCCCAUCGACGCCACUGCCGAGUACAUUUCGGGCGACACCAUGUUCACGGAUUUUCCUGGCAUCACAUCUACCGGAUUGGACUGUGUCACCGUGCUGAUUGGCGUCUACGAGCGGGACACUGGAGUGCCGGUGAUCGGCGUGGUGGCCCAGCCAUUCGGAGAGAAGUUGGAGGAGAACGUGUACAGCUCCUCGAUGUUCUGGGGUGUUUGUCUGCCCUCGUUGCAAGCCCACAAUUGCCAUUUCGAGGCACGAGACGAAAACCGUAGGUUGGGAAUCUUCUCCAGCUCGGAGCAAUCGGAUAUCCUUCAGCGCUUCCUCGAUCUGGGCUAUGAGUUUGCCUUCUCUGCGGGUGCGGGCCACAAGGCUUUAAAGGUUAUUACCUACGAGGUGGAUGUGUAUCUGCUCAGCAAAGGAUCCACCUUCAAGUGGGACACGUGUGCUCCUCAGGCCAUCUUAAGAGCACUCGGCGGCGACGUCCUGGAUUAUACAGCCAGUGUUGCGGAGCAAAAAGCCGUACCUUUGAAGUACCUGAUGGAGGAUAAUGCAUUUGAUCCUGAAUGGAAAAGAAACGCAGGUGGUUUAAUCUCAGUUCGCAAUGUUAAUGUUGUGGAGGAACUGCUCGCCAAACUGGCCGAGCAAUAAAUGUUGUUGUUAUUGUUGUAAUCUCA
Drosophila gunungcola (fruit fly) is the source of this 1282-nucleotide messenger RNA. RefSeq names its product inositol polyphosphate 1-phosphatase (gene Ipp). The coding region runs from base 132 to 1256 and encodes 374 amino acids. Gene Ontology annotation, molecular function: inositol-1,4-bisphosphate 1-phosphatase activity. Lineage: Eukaryota; Metazoa; Arthropoda; Insecta; Diptera; Drosophilidae. The record is from RefSeq and is a predicted model, not a curated record. Gene Ontology annotation, biological process: phosphatidylinositol phosphate biosynthetic process. The transcript is spliced from 2 exons.